GCUGCCCAAAGUCAGGCAAACGGCAUCAUCACAAGACUUUCGCCAUGGCAACAGAGAACCUUCUCCCCCUCGAACUCAUCGACAAAUGUGUUGGAUCGCAAAUAUGGGUCAUUAUGAACGGCGGAAAGGAAUUCACCGGCAAACUUGUAGGAUUUGAUGACUACGUCAACAUGGUUCUCGAAGAGGUGACCGAGAUCGACCCUGCGGAGGGUAACGUGAAGUUGCCGAAAAUCCUCCUCAACGGCAACAACAUCUGCAUGAUGGUACCAGGCGGAGACGGACAGACGGUUCUGGAGGACGAGUAAGGAAACGGCGAACAUGUGAUUUGAAACGCCCCAGAAGGAGCUCAUUCCCUCUGUGCUCGCCAGGACCGGUAUUUGCCUGAAGUUUGAAGAACAACCUGUGGGCGAUGAUGAGUGGAAGCGAAUUGCGAGCCAGCCAGACGGCUGCGAAUGUCGCGCUGCCAGACGACGUUAGCGCAUGCGACGUCGCCUCUCCUCGAUACCACAAACACAAACUACAAUACAGGUCACGUUGUC
Molecule: messenger RNA, 539 nt
Organism: Parastagonospora nodorum SN15
Lineage: Eukaryota; Fungi; Ascomycota; Dothideomycetes; Pleosporales; Phaeosphaeriaceae
Exons: 6
Coding region: 45-305 (86 amino acids)
Biological process (GO): mRNA splicing, via spliceosome
Cellular component (GO): U4/U6 x U5 tri-snRNP complex; U6 snRNP; Lsm1-7-Pat1 complex
Molecular function (GO): RNA binding
Source: RefSeq, a predicted model, not a curated record